AUGCAGGCUAGGCCCGCCGCCGCCCCGCUCUCCGCUCCCGCCCCUCCCAACAAUUCCGCCGCCGCCGCCGCCGCCGCCGCCGCAGUAGUCUCUAUCCUCAGCGACGCGGACCCCGACGACCGCCUCCGCGCGUCCGGCAUCAGCCCGGACCCCGCGCUGUUCCCGCACCUCCGCCAGUCGCUCAGCACCCUCCCGGAGUCCGCGUUCCCCGCGCUCGCCCGCUGGGCCGGCUCCGCCGCCGCCGUCUCCCUCCUCGCCUCCCGCGGCCUCUUCGCCGCCUCCUGGCGCCUCCUCCUCCUCCAGUUCCCUUCAUCACCGCCCCCUCCCCUCGCCGCCUUCGCCCCGCUCGUCCGCCGCUACGCCCGCCUUGGCCGCGCCUCCGCGGCCCUCCGCGCGUUCCACUUCCUCCGCCGCAACCCCGACCGCUACACGGUCGAUGGCGACGGCUCCCCCGCCGCGACCUCCCUCCUAAACAUGGCUGUCGGGGCGCUCUGCAAGGAGGGCCACCCGCGCCCGGCCGCGAAACUCGUCGAGCGGUGCCGGCGUGAGGGGGAGCUGGCGCCCGACGAACGGACCUACAACAUGCUCCUCGACGGCUGGUCCAGCGCCCGCCGGCUGGACAAGGUCGGGAAGCUCUGGGCUGAGAUGCGUGUGGCCGGCGUGCGCCCGACGGUGGUCUCAUACGGGACUCUUAUCAAGGCGGUUUGUCGGAUGCAGCAGCCGGACCAGGCCGUGUCUCUCCUCGACGAGAUGAGGAAGGAAGGGAUCGAGGCGAAUCUGGUUACCUGCAACCCCAUCGUGCACGCCCUGGCUCACGCCGGCCGAUUUAGGGACGCAUACAACCUGCUCGAGAAAUUUCCUCUCUACGGGGUGGCGCCUAAUAUCUCGACAUUCAACUCGCUCGUGUUGGCUUACUGCAAAUAUGGAGACCUUGCCGGGGCAAGCGGUGUGCUCAAGGCCAUGAUGGGGAGGGGCAUCUUGCCAACGGCAAAAACGUACAAUUACUUCUUUGUGUUCUUCGCCAAGAACGGCAAUGUUGAGCUGGGGAUGAAUCUUUAUAACAAGAUGGUCAACAAUGGUUAUGCGCCGGACCAGACCACUUACAACCUCCUGGUCAAGAUGUUGUGCGAGGCUAAUCGGCUUGAAUUAGUGGUACAGAUGAUAAAGGAGAUGAAGGCUAAUGGCUUUGAGUCUGAUCUGGCAACAAGCACCAUGCUGAUACAUUUGCUUUGCCGAAACCAUCGGUUUGAAGAAGCGUGUGCUGAAUUUGAGGAUAUGUUUCGUCGAGGGCACGUGCCCCAGUAUAUCACUUACAGGAUGCUUAUGAAAGAGCUCAAGCGGCUGGGUUUGGUUCAACUGGAAGAGAAGUUGACCGAUCUAAUGCGCUCAGUACCACAUUCUACAAAGUUGCCUGGCAGCUACAGAGAAAAGGAAGGCGACAAUGCUAAAGAAAAGAGAAAAUUAAUAUUGGAGAAAGCUCAGGCUGUUUCCAAUGUUCUGAAGGAGUGUAAAGAUCCGAAGGAGUUGCACAAGCUAAAAGAUGAUGAAGAAACUGAUGUCCAGGCCGCAGAUAGGAUAGUAGCCAACAUUAGAAAAAGAGUAUAUGGAGGUGUCUCUAGGUUAGCCUCUCCACUUCCUUGAACAUCGAGUUGGCAAAAUCAAAUCAUGAAGAUUUACUGGAUGAUCAGGGAUUUAGAAGUUGAUCACCUAAGCAAUUUAUAUCUCCACUUCCUUGAACAUCGAGUUGGCAAAAUCAAAUCAUGAAGAUUUACUGGAUGAUCAGGGAUUUAGAAGUUGAUCACCUAAGCAAUUUAUAUUUCACACGGUUGAUUGCCCUUUGGGAUGUUCAAGAAGCAAGAAGAGAUUGUAACCUCUAAUCCUGUUUGGUUCUUUUUGUGGAUUGGAUAUCCUCCAUGAGAAAUUCACAGAACAGAAGCAGUGGACAUGCAUGCAUUAAUUUAGUGCUUAAGAUGUGGCAUGGAGCACACAAGCCUUCCCCAUAUAUGUAAGUAAUUUUUGCAUCAUUCUGUUGUGCUCCAUAGCCAUGACUUCUACGUGAUGUCAGUGUUGAAUAACCUGGGCCUGUUAGAUCACCCAGCUAAUCGAGUCUUAGAUGUUGUGCUUAAUCAUGCAUAUGUGAUGUACUUCUGAUUCUUGCAGUUAAAGAUUACUUUGUUCA
Triticum dicoccoides is the source of this 2179-nucleotide messenger RNA. RefSeq names its product pentatricopeptide repeat-containing protein At5g11310, mitochondrial-like. The transcript has 2 exons. The record is from RefSeq and is a predicted model, not a curated record. Bases 1 to 1641 code for a protein of 546 amino acids. Lineage: Eukaryota; Viridiplantae; Streptophyta; Magnoliopsida; Poales; Poaceae. Gene Ontology annotation, molecular function: protein binding.